This is a messenger RNA of Microbotryum saponariae, 750 nucleotides long. The record is from the annotation of a GenBank genome assembly. NCBI's taxonomy places the organism in Eukaryota, Fungi, Basidiomycota, Microbotryomycetes, Microbotryales, Microbotryaceae.
AUGAUCCCUACCGCAGCACGACUCGUAAGUCUCGGCCUUCCAACUUGAGUGUCCGCCUGUCCUCCCUACUAACACCCAAACACCCACACUCACACCCCGGUCCGUCCUGCAGGGCGGCGGAGCACGCUACGCCUACCCCAAGGAGGUCUGGUCCCCCGCAGGUAAGAGCGACAUCAUCUCUACCCCUUGAUCUCGACACUUAUCUUACCUGCAUCUCGCUUCUCUUUUCUCAGGUGGUUGGUGGACCCGCCCCGCGAACUGGAAGUCGUCGACCGCGGUCGUCGGAUUGGCUGUGUCCCUUACGACGUACGGUAUUUGGCAUUAUUCGGCUGGGCGAGAGGUGAGUGCAUUGACUUAAGAAAGGGGGAAUCGAAUCGAAUGGGGGUGGUAUGCCGAACGACAAGGGAGGGAAUUGGCGUCGCACGCAGAGCUCGCGGUGGGAGGACAGGCUGGCGUGGAGGGUGGCACGGCAGUGAUGCAAGGCAUUAUUUGGUGUUCAUGGCUCACUUUGCGUCGUCUUGGACAGGUACGACACAACGCGCCGACACGAGAGAUCCCUUCGAUGCUGGUCAGUCGGGCCCUGAAAAUCAUUGACGUCUCCUAUCCCAUCGGACGACCCACCACCGCACCCACCUCGAUACUGAUCGAUUGCCUUUCCCGAUAUGCCGACAGUGGGCAAAGCAAGCCGCCGAGAUGGGUGUCAGGGACGAGAGCUCGUUGGCCGGUCAAGGCGGAUCGCAUCAUCAUUAG